Zea mays is the source of this 2855-nucleotide messenger RNA. RefSeq names its product SPX domain-containing membrane protein. NCBI's taxonomy places the organism in Eukaryota, Viridiplantae, Streptophyta, Magnoliopsida, Poales, Poaceae. The record is from RefSeq and is a predicted model, not a curated record. Gene Ontology annotation, cellular component: membrane. The transcript is spliced from 11 exons. Gene Ontology annotation, biological process: transmembrane transport. The coding region runs from base 565 to 2643 and encodes 692 amino acids. Gene Ontology annotation, molecular function: transmembrane transporter activity.
ACGUCCGCAUCGGCGACCCGGCAGGAACACGGCCGCGGGCAGAGUGCCUGUCUCCGCCACAACCCCGGCGAGGCCCCCCUCCCCCUCCGUCCACACCUCCUCCCCUCCGUCCUCUCUCUCUCUCUCUCUCUCUCUCCCUGCCGCGUCGCCGCUAUAAAUACCUCUUGCCGCCGCCUCCUUCCCUCCCAUCUCCAACGCCAAGCACAUACUGACACACACACACACACACAAGCCCAUUGCAUUCGCCAAACAUUCGCCCACGCGCCAUUGUAGCGCACGAGCUCCCGAAGCCCUCAUCGCCGUGCCGUUCGUCUCGCCGGAUCGAUCGCUCCGCCCCUGCUCCUGGCUUUGGUGCCGUAUGCCCGUCCGUCUCCAUAGGGCUUGCAUUCUCUCUGCUUUGAUUUGACGGUACCCAGCUGAAGCACACAAAUUGCCUCCGUUUGCCGGUCCUGUGCGUGCGCGAUCGAGUUUUGUUGAUGGUCAUCUAGCAGGAUCGCAGGAGUUGACGAGCCGCACGCCCUAGCUCGUACGUGAAAAAAACGUGGCCACGGUGCUGAAACCAAGAUGGUUAAUUUCGGUAAGAAAUUGAUGGCAGACCAGUUGGAGGAGUGGCGAGAGUACUAUAUUAAUUAUAAGAUGAUGAAGAAAAAGGUAAAACAGUAUGUACAGCAGACCCAAACUGGUGGAAAAAAUCGUGACCAGGUUCUUAAGGAGUUCUCAAGGAUGCUUGAUGAUCAGAUUGAAAAGAUUGUGCUAUUUCUUCUGCAACAACAAGGUCAUCUUGCUAGGAGGAUCGAGAAUUUAGGAGAACAGCGUGUCGUGCUUAUGGAACGGUCUGAUGUAUCCCAAAUUUGUCAAAUACGCCAGGCUUACAGGGAAGUUGGAUAUGAUCUUGUGAAGCUACUUAGGUUUCUUGAUUCGAACGCUACUGGUAUCCGGAAGAUACUUAAGAAGUUCGAUAAGCGCUUUGGCUAUAAGUUUACAGAUUAUUACGUCUCUACUCGAGCAAACCAUCCUUAUUCUCAGCUCCAGCAGAUCUUCAAGCAAGUGGGAGUCGUGGCUGUUGUUGGUGCUUUGUCUCGCAACCUUUCUUAUCUACAAGAUCAUCAAGGAAGCCUAGCAAAUAUCUAUGAUUACCCAUCACUCAUCUUGAAGGAUCCCGUCAUAGAACAAAUAAAUCACUCAGUACAGAAACUCACACACUCCACAAGCUUUCUGCAAUUUCUAGGGCAGCAUGCACUUAUCGUUCCGGGGGAUAUGCAGAGCGGCUCAGAUCUCGGUGAUGACAAGGAUUACCAUUUCCUGUCACUGCUGCUGAACCUAGUAAACACGUUUCUGUACAUGGUUAACACAUACAUCAUCGUUCCAACUGCCGAUGACUAUUCAGUAAGCCUCGGAGCUGCAGCGACUGUUUGCGGUGUGAUUAUCGGAUCAAUGGCAGUUGCACAAAUCUUCUCCUCGGUAUAUUUCAGUGCCUGGUCGAACAGAUCGUACUUCAGACCCCUCGUAUUUAGCUGCAUCAUGUUGUUUCUGGGGAACCUAUUGUAUGCUUUGGCAUACGAUCUGAAUUCCCUAACUGUUCUUAUUGCUGGCCGGCUACUGUGCGGUUUGGGUUCGGCCAGAGCCGUGAACCGCCGCUACAUCAGCGACUGUGUACCCCUGAAAACCAGGCUGCAGGCGUCGGCUGGGUUUGUCAGCGCUAGCGCUCUUGGAAUGGCAUGUGGUCCCGCUCUUGCCGGUCUGCUGCAGACAAAGUUUAAGAUUUAUGGGCUUACAUUCAAUCAGAACACCUUGCCUGGGUGGGUCAUGUGCCUUGCUUGGAUUGCAUAUUUGUUCUGGCUGUGGAUUUCAUUCAAAGAGCCGGGCCACAUUGCCACAGAGAAUUCAGUCAGCACGCAAUCAUCUGAUUCUGGCCGUCGAGUAAGCGGUAACUUGGAGGGUGGCCUCGGAGAGCCUUUGCUCAUAGACGCAAAGGCAGGGCAGGAUGAGGACGACGAGGACAAUGACGACCCCGAAGAAUCUCAUACACCUGCCACAUCGCUUGCUGCAGCAUACAGAUUGCUGACACCAUCUGUGAAGGUUCAGCUACUGAUCUACUUCAUGCUCAAGUUCGCCAUGGAAAUCCUACUCUCGGAGUCGAGUGUCGUGACCACGUUCUAUUUCAAGUGGACAACUAGUACCGUGGCGAUCUUUCUGGCAGUUCUUGGUCUGACGGUUCUCCCAGUUAAUGUCAUCGUUGGGAGCUACGUCACCAACCUGUUCCAGGACAGGCAAAUCCUGGUGGCCUCCGAGAUCAUGGUGUUGAUCGGCAUCGUCAUGAGCUUCUGCUUCACCCCUCACUACUCCGUCCCCCAGUAUGUCACGUCAGCUCUCAUCACGUUCGUGUUCGCCGAGGUGCUCGAAGGGGUGAACUUGUCCCUCCUCUCCCGCGUGAUGUCGUCGAGGCUCUCCCGCGGGACCUACAACGGCGGGCUGCUCUCGACGGAGGCCGGCACGCUGGCCCGCGUUGCCGCUGACAUGACCAUCACGGCCGCUGGCUAUCUGGGGCAGGGCCGCCUCCUGAACGCCACCCUCCUGCCGUCCUUGGUGAUCUGUCUAGCAUCUAUCGUCGCGACGUUCUGCACUUACAACUCACUCUACUGAUUACCGGUCGAUGAACUCCUCUCCCUCUUAUACAAGUUGCCGAAUUGCGUCUUGCAGUGACGCUGAAAAUUUUCGGGCUGCUGCUGCUAAUGUAAACUGCUGCGGCCUGCGGGUGGACGAGCGGUCCAUGUGUAUCGACGCCUGUAGUGUUGCGAACUUGCUACGGCUGUAACAUGACACGUGCGCGUUAAAUAAAAUGCCCUACUGAAGUA